AUGUUCCGAGCACAGAGCUCUCCCAUGGACGAUGCCAUCGUCAAGGCAACCGACGAGAACCUCACGAGCGAAAACUGGGAGUACAUCCUCGAUGUCUGCGAUCGCGUGUCUGCAAACUCAUCAGGCCCUGCACAGGCAACUGCAGCGCUGAUCAAACGACUGGCCCAUCGAAAUGCCAAUGUACAGCUCUACACGCUUGAGCUCGCCAACGCACUCUCCCAGAACUGCGGACCGCCUCUGCACCGCGAACUUGCUUCUAAGGCCUUUACCGAUGCACUGCUACGACUAGCUGGAGACCGUACGACCCAUGCGCAGGUGAAGCAGAAGGUGCUCGAGCGCAUGAGUGGCUGGUCUGAGGAGUUCAGAUCCUCGCCAGAGCUGGGCAUCAUGGAGCAGGCAUACCAGAAACUGCGAACGCAGCAACCCGGCCUGAUGCCUCCUAGCAAGCCCGUGAAGAAGGAGAUCAGUGGCGAUGACCGGCGCAAGGAGGAAGAAGAGCUGCAGAUGGCGCUGGCCCUGAGCAUCAAGGACAAGGGACCUGCAGGAGACACAACGCACUCCAGUAGCAAUAUUCAGCAACAGGCGCAGGAUCAGGCUGUGUCGCCCGCGACUCAGCAAGGUACCACGGCCGCAACGGUGAGCAGAGUAAGAGCACUGUACGAUUUCACUCCCUCGGAGCCGGGAGAACUUGCCUUCCGCAAGAACGACAUCAUUGCGGUGCUAGAGUCUGUGUACAAGGAUUGGUGGAAAGGCAGCCUGCGUGGGCAAACGGGCAUAUUCCCGCUCAACUACGUUGAGAAGCUGCAGGAUCCGACCAAGGAAGAACUUGAGCGUGAUGCACAAAUGGAGGCGGAAGUGUUUGGAGAGAUCAAAAGCGUGGAGAAACUGCUGGCGCUCUUGAGUGUAGGCGGCGAAGGCGGUGGAAGGAGAGGCGAGCGUGAAGAAGAGGAGAUUGGUGAGCUCUAUCAACGAACGCUUGGGAUCCGGCCCAAGCUGAUAGAGCUCAUUGCGAGCUUCAUCAUUUCCCGGCCCUCCCAAAGGUUGCGACUGCUGCGGGUGAUAAGCCUGAUAGGGAGCCUGUCCAAGUGGAAUACUGGAAUUGGUAGGUAUGCCCGGCGGUGCUACCUGCGGCUGUGGAGGUGCCUGCUGCGGUGCAAGCUGCCCGUCGGUAGGCGCUGA
Messenger RNA from Sphaerulina musiva SO2202, 1179 nucleotides. RefSeq lists its product as uncharacterized. The coding region runs from base 1 to 1179 and encodes 392 amino acids. Gene Ontology annotation, biological process: protein transport to vacuole involved in ubiquitin-dependent protein catabolic process via the multivesicular body sorting pathway. The transcript is spliced from 2 exons. NCBI's taxonomy places the organism in Eukaryota, Fungi, Ascomycota, Dothideomycetes, Mycosphaerellales, Mycosphaerellaceae. Gene Ontology annotation, cellular component: ESCRT-0 complex. Gene Ontology annotation, molecular function: ubiquitin binding; phosphatidylinositol binding. The record is from RefSeq and is a predicted model, not a curated record.